This is a messenger RNA of Salvia miltiorrhiza (redroot sage), 1372 nucleotides long. RefSeq names its product ACD11 homolog protein-like. NCBI's taxonomy places the organism in Eukaryota, Viridiplantae, Streptophyta, Magnoliopsida, Lamiales, Lamiaceae. Gene Ontology annotation, cellular component: cytosol; membrane; cytoplasm. Gene Ontology annotation, molecular function: ceramide 1-phosphate binding; ceramide 1-phosphate transfer activity. The coding region runs from base 215 to 958 and encodes 247 amino acids. The record is from RefSeq and is a predicted model, not a curated record. Gene Ontology annotation, biological process: ceramide transport; intermembrane lipid transfer. The transcript has 4 exons.
AUCGUCGCAUAUAACUACUUUUGGUGGGUGCAGAUGGCGCGAAUAUGCAAAAUUCCCACACAAUUGGGAUUGCCAGCCCGUGGGCCCGAAUAACCGACCCGAAUCCCAUUAGUCAUCAAAUACACAAGCACCUCUCUGAAUCAUCAAUUGCACAGAUUCACACCUCUGAUCAAAGUAUACGGUUUAACGCAACAUUCGCGGAAGACGAGAAGCCAUGGCCCUCAAAUUCCAAUCCCUUUUCUCAAGAAAUGCACGAUCCUACACGCACAAGAACGAGAGAGCGGUUGCGAGUUCAGGAACUCCGAUGUGUGCGGAUAAUUCUUACCAAAAAGCCGAGUUCACGCCGCUCGCCGCGGUGGCGGAUGCGUUUGAGGAACUUUCGGCGGUGCUGAAGGCGAAGGGGAGCGAUCACGACCUCGAUUUGAAGACGUUCUGCGAUGCGUGCUCUCUCGUGUCGGUGCUCUUUAGUUGUUUAGGCGUCGCUUUUAAAUUUGCUGAAAUGGAGUAUGUUUCCAAGGUAAAUGAUCUUGCGGGAGCAUCGCAAAGCUAUAGAACAUUGAAUAAUGUACUUGAUUACGAUACACAAAAUAACUCAGUCAGGACGCCAGGAAGUCUAUCACGUAAUUUACGCAGAGUCAGGCAGGGCCUUGAUCUUAUCAGAGUUCUGUUCCAAAACUUUUUGUCAUCAAAUGACUACUACUUGAAAGAUGCUGCCUCAACAGCUUAUGCGAAAACAUGUGCACCAUAUCACACUUGGGCGGUGAGGACUGCUGCUUAUGCUGGUAUGUAUGCUCUGCCAACAAGGGAUCAGUUGCUUGUGAAGCUAAAUGAAAAUGGUAAGCCGAGAUUCUAUCACUAUCGCGUUGCACCCUUUUAUCAUUUUAUUCUCUACUGCGAUAAUCAUUCCAUACCAUCAACAGUAAUUGUAACUUCUUGGCUGGCUGGAGGUGAAUUGUGAGGAGAACAUUUAGAUGUAUUUUCAGUUCUUGAUUAUCUGAAUCUUCUCCAUUUAACUUGCAUAUAUGCUUCAUAUCAAUUUUCUAACUAAAACAGAUUGAUGUGAUAACAGACAACUCAGCUGAGAAGGAAAUGAUUCGAUACAUAAAUGCGUCGCUUCCAGUCAUCGAGUACAUCGAUAACCUGUAUGUUCGUAGACGUAUCAGCUUGGAUUGGUGAGGUAGUUCCAGUGAAGAUCCCCGUGGAUACAUAUUUUAAAACAUUUAGGCACUACAGGAUUAAUCCAAAUUAGAGAUGGCUAACGAUGCUUAUGUUUUUAUGGUCUUGAAAAAUCCCAGCAAAUGUAACUUUAAUAUUCUGUAACGAUCACUUUGAAACUCAAUGAUAUUACAUAACUUUAAUUUUCAGGCUCUCA